Molecule: messenger RNA, 6118 nt
Organism: Onthophagus taurus
Lineage: Eukaryota; Metazoa; Arthropoda; Insecta; Coleoptera; Scarabaeidae
Source: RefSeq, a predicted model, not a curated record
GAGUCGAUUGUAAGUGGUUUUGGGGUUACUGGACAUUCAAGGGCUAUGAUGUCUAAUCGAAUUUCUUAUUGGUUAAAUUUAAAAGGUCCGAGUUGUGCUUAUGAUAGCAACUGGAUUGGAGGAAUUGAAGUUCUUAAUUUAGCCGUAACCGCUGUACAAGAAGGACAUUGUGAGGCCGCAAUCAUUGGAUCAGCUAAUUUAGCAUUAAACGCAGAAAUUUCAUUUUUGUACAACGAUAUGGGGUUACUUUCUCAAGAUGGAUCAACGAAAGCUUUUGAUAAAGACGCUUCCGGUUAUGCUAGAGCCGAUGGAGUUGUUGUAAUGCUAAUUCAAAGAGCUUCAGAUGCUAAAAGAGUUUACGCCAGCGUGCUUCAUUCCGCAACGAUUUUUAAUGGAGCCCGAGAUGGUCCAAUUUUUGAUCAAAAUUUAGAAGGAAUGACAAAUUUUGUUGACGAAUUUUACGAAAAAUGCAAAAUUAACCCUGCGGACGUUGAAUACGUCGAAACGUACGGUUGCGGUGUGAAAAGAACGGACGAAAUCGAAUUAAACGCUUUGGAAUCGGUUUAUUGCAAAAACCGAAAAUCUCCCCUUUUAAUUGGGUCAAUAAAACCUCAAACCGGGCACAGCGAAGCAAGCGAUAAUUUAUUUUCGAUCGCCAAAGUUUUGGUUGCAAUGGAAAAUAAAAAAAUCCCCGCAAUGUUGCAAUUUAAAAAUCCAAAUCCGAAUAUUCCCGGAUUAUUAAACGGCAAUUUAGAGGUUGUUACAGAAAAUAGAGAUUGGAAAGGCGAAUUGGCCGCGGUUCAUGGAAUCGGAUUGUGUUCUUCUUACGCGCAUGUUUUAUUAAAAGGAAAUCCGAUUUUAAAAACGCCAAUUAAUAACGAUUUGCCGAAAUUAGUGGUGGCAUCGACUCGAACGGAAAACGGAAUCCAAGAAAUUUUAAAAACGUUGCAAGAAGAAAAAGAUAUCGAUGACGAAUACAUCGGGUUAACGCAUAAUUUCUUUUCAAAAACCGUUUCAGGGCAUUUAUAUAGAGGAUACACAAUUUUGGAUGAAAGCGAAAACCCAAAACAUGAAUUCGAACAUUACACGGGUAAUAAACGCCCGAUUUGGUUUGUUUACUCAGGAAUGGGUAGCCAAUGGGUUGGGAUGGCUAAUGAUUUAAUGAAGCUUCCAAUAUUCGCGGAAUCCAUAAAAAAAUCGGCGAAAAUUCUUGAACCGAAAGGAAUCGAUCUCAUUAGCAUAGUAACAGGGAGUGACCCAAAAAUUUUUGAUAGCAUCGUGCACUCUUUCGUGGGAAUUGCCGCGGUUCAAAUCGCAUUAACCGAUAUUUUAAAGGCUUUAGGUGUGGUUCCUGAUGGAAUAAUCGGGCACUCAGUCGGUGAAUUGGGAUGUUCUUACGCCGAUGAUUGUUUAACACCGGAACAAAUGAUUUUAUGCGCGUAUUCUAGAGGUCGAGCUUCCGUGGAAGUCGAAUUAGUUAAAGGAAUGAUGGCCGCGAUUGGUUUAGGAAAUGGGCAAGUUAAAGAUCGCCUCCCUGAAUCGAUCGAAGUUGCUUGCCAUAACUCGACCGAUAAUUGCACACUAUCUGGACCAACUGAAGACAUGGAAAAAUACGUUAAAGAACUCCAAGAUAAAGGAAUCUUCGCGCGAUUAGUUAACGUGGCUAAUAUUGCCUAUCAUAGUCGAUAUAUUCGCCCAGCGGCUCCGAAAUUACUUGAAUAUCUCAAAAAAAUCAUCCCAGAACCGAAAGCCAGAUCGUCAAAGUGGAUUUCAACGUCGGUUUUGGAAGAAAAUUGGGAUGGGGUUGACGCGAAAUUGUGCUCGGCUCAAUAUCACACUAAUAAUUUAUUAGGGUCGGUUUUAUUUGAGGAAGGAUCGAAACAUAUUCCGAAAGAUGCGAUUGCUAUUGAGAUUGCCCCGCAUGGAUUAUUACAAGCGAUUUUAAAGAGAUCUUUAAGUAGUGAGUGCACUAAUAUUCCUUUGACACAAAGAGGGAAUAAAAAUGGAUUACAAUUUUUAUUAUCAGCAAUUGGAAAAAUGUAUCUCGCUGGAAUUGACGUUAACAUAGCAGCUAUUUACCCCGAAAUAAAUUACCCGGUUAGUCGAGGAACAUUAAGUUUAACUCCAUUAGUUCAUUGGGAACACAGCGAAACAUGGAGAACCGGAAUUGAAGACAAAAUUAAUUAUUUAUUCAACGUUAAAGACACGCAAAUUACCUUAAAUUCAGAUGAAUAUAGAUAUUGUAAUGGACACAUCCUCGAUGAUAACUGCACCUUUCCUAUUUCAUCACUUUUAAACAUUUUAAUGGAAAUAUUAAUAUCCGGAUCUGACACAAAACCAUCAACUGUAAUCUUCGAAAAUAUCCUAUUUAAAAACAUGCUAACAAUUCCAAAAGUCGAUUCUAUUCCUUUACACGCCCUAAUUCAAACGGGAAGUGGAUCUUUCGAGAUAUUAUCGGGAAAAACAAUGAUAGCCACCGGGAAAAUUUACGUGCCCCACGUCGCUGACAAAUUCUGGGCUGAAGAAAUCGAAGUUGUGGUUCCUGAAAAAGCGAUGGAAUUGACCACGAAAGAUGUUUAUUGCGAAUUUAAUCAUCGCGGGCAUAAAUAUAGCGGGGAUUUCAAAGUUAUUAAAAGCGUUAAGUUGGGGGAAACCGGACAAAUUAGUAAAGUUGGGUGGAAUAAUAAGUGGACGUCGCUCUUUGAGGGGAUGCUUCAACAAUACAUAUUGAAAAGAGGGGAAAAGUAUCAAAAUAUUAUUACGCCAAGUUUUAUUCAAAAAAUUGCAAUUUCGCUGGAAAAAUUACCUACUAAUAAUGAAGAUAUUGAUGUAACUUAUAAUUACCACACCGAAAUAAUAUCGACCGAAAGCAUACAAAUAAUUGGAUUACAACAUAAUACUCAAGCGCAAAUUGCAAAGCCGAUCAGUUUACUAAGUAACAAUUUCGUUGGAUUAGAAAAAAUAUCUACUCAAAGCAUAGAUGUUGCUAUUAAUUACAGUGUACACACUGCAAUUAACAACUUUGAUAUUAAUACCAAAAACAUUGCGAUAAUCGAUAUUGAAACGAUAAAUUCCGAGUCAUUUUCGGAAAAUAUUAAAAAUGUUUUAGAUAAAAACGUUGAAAUUAGCGGAAAUGUAACGAAAACUAAAGAAGAUAAAAUCGCAAUUUUAUUUUUAUCAACAACAAAUCCGAUAUUAAUCGUUUCAAGUGAAACCCCAUCUGAAAACGUUUUAAAAACAAUCGUUUCAAGUCAUGCUUUCGCUUUAGUCAAAACUGAUAAAACGAUUUACUCCAAUGAAAAUAUUCAAAUUAUUUUCGAAUUUGUAAUUAAUCAAAUUAAUUAUUGUUUGAUUCGAAAACGUUGUAAAGUUACUCCAAACGUUGUUGUUAUAAAAUCCGAUUUAGUUUCUUCGAAAGAUUUAAGUAAAGAUGCUUUAAACUGGGUGAUGGAAUUAAAAGAAAAAUCGAUUUCAAAAAUAACUUACUUAAUUGUGCCGGUUUUACCAACCGAGGGAGCUAGUAAUUUUAUAAGUGAGUUGAAACUUAAGAAAGAAUUUAAUAACGUUCGAUGCGUUUUCUUGGAAAAAAACGUUAAUUUUGAUUUAAACUCAAACCAAGGAAGAGAAAUUAUCCGAAAAGAUUUAAGCGCGGUUUUCUUUAAAAACGGAAAAAUUGGAACCUAUUUACCUUUACCGUUGGAUUUUAUGGAUGAUGUUAAGAAUUUAGAACCAUCAUCAACGGCCUCUAUAGCAGCAAAAAAUGUUCAUUUUCUUGGAAUUAACGCAAACGAUGAGACAUUAACGAAUGAAAAACAUGAAAUUGGGUUGGGAAAUAUCGAUUAUUCGGGUGUUGAUGCGAAAGAUCGAAUUAUGGGGGUUGCUAAAAUGGAUGUUGAUACUUGUAAUUUAAUUCCCGAUGAUAUCCUUCAUUGGAAAAUACCCGAAAAAUGGAGUAUGGAGGAUGGAUGUUCUAUUCCUCAUGCUUACAUCACUGCAUAUUAUUGUUUAAUUACAAAAGGGUACUUAGAACCCGGCGAAACUGUUUUAAUUCACAACGGAACCUCAUCAAUCGGUCUCGCUUCGAUUUGUCUUGCCUUAAACAAAUCCUGUAAAGUUUUCACAACCGUCGCAACUUCCGAGCAACGUUUCUACUUGAAAAAGCGCUUCCCUCAACUAAAAGACCGCAACAUCCUUUCAAGCAAAGACUCCAGUUUCGAGGCGAAUCUUUUAAUGGCAACCGGCGGCGAAGGAGCCCAUCUCAUCCUGAAUACAUUAUCAAAAAGCCUUUUGAAAGCUUCCGUAAGAUGUGUAGCUGAUUAUGGAAGAUUCAUUCAAUUAGGAAAAUUUGAUAUCACCGAAAACAGCACGAUUGGAAUGAGUGUGUUUUUAAAAAAUACGUCGUUUGGAACUGUUGUUCCUGAAGAUAUUUUUGAGGCUUCCCUAGAAGAAAAGGAGGAAUUAAAAAAGUUGAUUCAAGGCGGAAUCGAUGAAGGGAUCAUCAAACCAAUUCGACGGGAAAUCGUUACUCAUCACGAUAUUAGAAGCAUUUUAGAUUCUUUAAUUAAAUACGAAAAUAUUGGAAAAACAAUCAUUAGAAUCACUCCUGAAACGGCUGUAAAUUACUUAAACAUUUCAAAACCGAAUCAAUUUAUUUGUAACCCCCGUUGUUCUUAUUUGAUUUAUGGUGGCUCCUCAGAAUCAUGGACGGAUAUGGUUGAAUGGUUAGUUUUUCGUGGAGCUCGUAAAAUAGCGGUUUGUUCCGAUUCAAAACCCCUUCAAAACCACGUUAAUCGCCGAUUAGUUCUUUUGAGAGGUUAUUUCGGCGCGGAAAUUAUUUUUACUUCGAAAAAAAUACAAACGAAAGAAAACGCAGCGGAAGUUUUAACCGAAAUUAACGAUAUGGGGCCGAUUCAAGCCGUUUUUGUUUUGCCAAUAUCGUCGAAUAAAUUCAGCGAUUUAAAAUCGAUUCAAUACGUUGAUAUGGCUUUGAGAAAUAUCGCACCAAAAGCUAUUUUUGUAAAUAUGGUUACAAACGCUUCGGGGAUUACACAAAAUAGAUUGCAAGAUUCUUUUAAUGCUUACAACAUCGAUUGGGUGACUUCUUUAGAUUUCGCUUUCGUUUUAUAUGGGUUAGAUGAAAUUCUUGGGUUAAAAACGAAAGAUGUUAUUGUUAGAACUGAAAUUGUGGGGGAUAUACCUCAAGAGACAGUUCAAGCUUUAUACAUAAAACUUGUCCAAAUGCUUCCAUCAUCAUCCCAAGAAUUAGAACAAAUCUAUUUAGAGUCACCGGAUAAGCCAACAUUCACUCAAGUCCAAACAUUAGGGCCGUGUAAAAUCCGCGAGGUUCCCCCAAUAUUUGUUAUCCCCGGAUUAUUUAACCCCGAAAUCCUUUCAAAAAUGUGCUUCCCACUCCUACAUCCAACAUUCAUCGCGAAUUUCUCCAACUCCCAUCUACCCUUAGAAGAAAUGGCCAAAAUCCUUGCAAAAGAAAUACAACAAAUAUACCCAAGGGGUCCAUACAAUAUAGUUGGAGUAUCUUGGGGUGGAAUAUUAGCACUGGAAAUUUCUAAAAUUCUCGAACAACACAAAAACACCCAAAUCACCUUCGUUGAUGGUACCCCGGAUAUCAUUAAGGAUGUUUUUAACCACUUAGGAGAUAUCGCUAAUCUCCAAUUAAACGUUAUCUCGAGAUUACUAAACGUCACUUCAGCGGAUAUCUUAAAAACGAUGAAUAACACAUCGAAUUUGACGGAACGAAUUAAUUUGGCGAUGCAGAAUUAUUCAGGGGGGAAUAAAGAGAAUAUUAGGAAAAGUUUGAUACUGCUUUUGGAGAGGAUUAAAAUGGCGUUGGGAUAUUUACCGAGCGAAAAUUUGUUUAAGGGUGGCGUUUAUUUGAUUCGACCAACGGGAUCUAAUAAAAAUGAUAAGUGUGGAUUGACAAAGUAUGUUGAAAAGGCCGUAAAUAUAUCAAUUUUAAAUGGAAACCAUUUAACUUUAUUAGAGAACGAAUUAGUGGCUGACACCAUCAAUGAAUACAUAGCAAUUCGUUAAAAAAUUAAUUAUAAAUCAAUAAAAUGAAUUAAUUUUUAAAAAUAAAUAAAUGGUUGCUUAUAAAAAA